AUGGCGGCCUUGUUUCACGCUCGACAAGAGCCAACACGGGCAUCAACGUCCAGUUUUACACCGGCAUAUUCUCCCUUGACAAGCAGUAGAACAACUACUUCGCACACCCCGACCAUCUCGAGCUUUUCUGUCACCUCUUCUACCACGUCAGCUAAUGUGGUUAACACUACUAUCCCCUCUAGUACGGCAUCGAGUCUUCCAGAGAGCAGACACGGAGUCAGCAAUGGUGCUCUGGCAGGAGCAGUGGUUGGAUCCAUUGUCGGAACCGCCCUUGUUGCCCUCAUAGCUGCCGUUCUCUUCUUUCGUUUCAGAAGAAGACCUACACCCAAUCCACAAACACCUUCGCCUCCUGAUCAGGGGUUGGAGUUUUCCAAACUACCCACGAGCCAAACUCGACCUAUUGCCGCUUCCCGUCCUGUCCGGGGGGAACAAUUUCCCCCGCUCGACCUGGUCUCGUUUAUUCCCCCACCAGCCGACGACCAAAGCGUGAGCGCACGGAUUCAUACCUUUUUCGACCAUGUCAGCCUGCAUGUCGAUAAUUAUUAUGCGCCCGGUAGUCAUGAACCGACACCACUCACCGCGGAGGCGACCAUUCAGAUAGAAACAUACCGCUCUCCUUUGAUCCCCGGUCCGUUGGCAACAAUUUUGGCCAACCGCCGCGCCCGACGAGCGGUUCUCACCCAUGUGUUGGCUCGGACCCUGCUGCAAGCCAUCCAACCGGGAGGCCCACUUUAUCCGCCGUUCUGCGAGUCCCAACAGAUUGACGUUGCUGCGCCCGUGACAGGCCAAGAUAAUGCCACGUUUGCAUGGCGCAUGUUGACAGCUCGUCUGCAUGCUAAAUCAUUGGAUACCACAUCGGGAGUCGUGCAGGGACAUAUUAUCGCCCUUGCAGGGGGGUUCACUCAAGCGUUUGCACCCUUCCACAACCCUCAACUGUCUGAGGCAGAUCGCCAGCGUCAUCUGAGCAGCGUUGUGAGAGAGUGCGCCGAAUUGAGUGUAUGGCUGUUUACUCAGCCAUGUUCGUUCAACUUUGUCUGGACAUCAUCUCCGGGUUCUAUUGUCAUAUUCCCAGCGGUGGUCAAGACCAGUGAUGAACAGGGGAAUCCGCUACCGGUGUCACAGAAGAUGGUGGAGGAAACGACAGCCCAGCUAUGAUGUGCUGCAGUGCACGUAAUGUUAGUUGCAACAGUUAUCAGUACAAUGCUUUCUCCGCCCCCUUCGCCUUCCUCCAACGGAGCAAUUCCGACAAGCUCUCUGAUCCAACAUCCUCCAAUGUCUCCUCAUCUGAGUGUACUUUUCCCGACGCCUCUCCAUUCCCUUUUGACCCCUUCCAGUGUAGAGAAUCCAACAUUUCUUUCCCGAGACCCCCGGUUCCCGACUUAUCAUGUUCCAGCCUUUCAUGAUCUGAUCCCACUCGUCCCAUUAUCUCCACAUUCCCCUUUGCCUGUCUCCAACGCAACAAACCCAGCAUCUCCGAUCCCAGACCUAGUCCCUUCUCUUCCACCACCACCCCAUCCUUCCCUCCCUCCUUUACCCCAGCAACAUCCGCAUCCAACUCCACCAAACCCUC
This is a messenger RNA of Aspergillus sclerotioniger CBS 115572, 1570 nucleotides long. RefSeq lists its product as uncharacterized. The transcript has a single exon. The record is from RefSeq and is a predicted model, not a curated record. Bases 1 to 1155 code for a protein of 384 amino acids. Lineage: Eukaryota; Fungi; Ascomycota; Eurotiomycetes; Eurotiales; Aspergillaceae.